UAUUUUUUUGAUGGAACUCAACUCAGUACCCCCACAAAUUCAAAUCACUGAGCUCCGAACGGUCAGUUAGUGUUUUUGCUUCAUUUCAGAGAAGAGGAAAAAAAAAAACAGAGUUGAGUUUCUCUCUGAAGAAGAAAACCCAAAAAAAAAUGGUGGUCGCGAAACAAUCAAAUUACGAAGAGUUUCGUCUGAAAAGAGUGGAAGAGAACAAGAAACGAAUGGAAGCUCUGAAUCUUCCAAAGCUCAGUCGAAAUCUCAAUCCCACUUCUCUCAAGACUUCCCCAAUGAAGAAGAGAUGUAUUCCUCGGACACCAGAGAAGGCUGAGAAGCAGAUGGUGAUUGUCCGUAGAUCUAGCCGUCUCUCUAAUUCUUCUUCUACUCCUGUUUACAGAGAAGUUGAUCUCCAACGAGUUCAGAAUCGCAGAAGUAAAAGGAGAAACUUGUCAAAUCGGGUUUAUGUUUCUGACAAAAUCAGAGACGAGGCUAUUGCAAGAGCUGAGAAAUUUCAGGCUGAUUUGGGGAGUGAUUACCCAAGUUUUGUUAAAUCUAUGCUUCAAUCACAUGUUUCUGGUGGCUUCUGGCUGGGUCUUCCAGUUCAGUUCUGCAGAUCUCACCUCGGGAAACAUGAUGGUGUCAUAACUUUGAUAGAUGAAGAAGGCGCGGAGUAUGAGACCAUCUACUUAGCGAAAAGGACUGGACUUAGUGGUGGAUGGAUGGGGUUUGCGAUUGCUCACAAUCUAGCGUAUGGAGAUACUCUUGUUUUCGAGUUAGUUCGCCCAACCGCUUUCAAGGUUUACGUUAUAAGAGUUGGAAGUUCUGGAGAAAGCUCAGAGAUAUGAGCUGAUCAUGUCAAGAAUUUGGAAAUGGCCCGAGUUAGAACUUUAUUGCCCUUUUUGUCUUUUGUAUGUAAGAAGCUAUAACUCUAGGCUAAUUGUGCUCUUCACCGCUAAAAUAUGAUAUAUGAUUAACGUUGUUUUGGAACUUGGAAGUGGUUAUGUCCAUUACUCAAGGUGCAAAAUCUUCUAAAUUGAAAGAAUGGGAGAUAACACUA
Messenger RNA from Camelina sativa (false flax), 1051 nucleotides. The record is from RefSeq and is a predicted model, not a curated record. Lineage: Eukaryota; Viridiplantae; Streptophyta; Magnoliopsida; Brassicales; Brassicaceae.